AUGGCAUUUUUAAUAGAAAUUAAGGAAAAUAUUACAAUCCGUCCGAUUCAAAUACGCAUCGCAGUAAAAAUAAUUAACCCUCCUGGUCGGCAAAAUUCGAUUAUGCAAUUUAAUAUAGGCGAAGGAAAAUUAUCCGUCAUCGUUCCCUUGGUCGCGGCAUUACUUGCUACUUUCGUUUAA
Pyricularia grisea is the source of this 180-nucleotide messenger RNA. RefSeq lists its product as uncharacterized. NCBI's taxonomy places the organism in Eukaryota, Fungi, Ascomycota, Sordariomycetes, Magnaporthales, Pyriculariaceae. The coding region runs from base 1 to 180 and encodes 59 amino acids. The record is from RefSeq and is a predicted model, not a curated record. The transcript is spliced from 2 exons.